AUGAGUACCACAUCCCAUUCGAUCCAGGCCUUCUACCCUCGCGAGGAUCAGUCGGGCCCCAAAACGAGACACACUGGUGCUGUGAACUCACGUAUUCUAGGUGAUGGGUUCACGUCGUCUGAAGUGGAAACAGUUAUAGAUCCCCUUUCACGACCAUGGACGCCACCACGAUCAUAUGAGCAAUGUCCCAUCUCACUCCUCCAGACAGGUCCCUUCAACUAUGAAAUCUCCGGCAGGAUUGUAAAUUUUUCGAGCAAUCCCCAAGAGCAAGGCUAUUAUUUCCUUGUCGUGUCCGAUGGAUCGGGCGCUAUUGCAGUUAAACUCUAUUACGGGAAGGCGUCUGAUUACCAAUUACUCUUCGGCCAGAGAGUUACAGUUUGGGCGACUUUCAUUGCCAAUUCUGCACAGGGUAGCUCGGGAAGCAUACCAUUUUGUGCAUCGUCUACUAAGAUUUAUCCUGGUCGCAGUAUUGCAACACACAUCACCUUUCAUAAGGACCCUCUCAACUCAGAUGGCCACCGUAUACUACGCUGUCCUUUAGACUGUAACUUAAGGGAUUAUACCUACCUGCCUGCUCUUAUGACUUUAAAGGCUUAUCUUUCGACUGGAUACGAUAUGGCAGAGGGGAAGAUCCUCGUCUGCGUGCGAAGUGUUGGGCCACGCAGAACUGUCCACUCAAAAAAACGGCAAUGUGAUCUCGAUAUGGUGGACAUAACCAUCUUCGACGAUACGGCAACUUGCAUCCUGAAGCUUUGGCAGGAUAAAGUCCACUCGGCCAAAACGUGGACUCCGAAUCAAACUAUUCUCCUGAUAUCAAAGCCUACCUGUCGAGAGGAUGACCCGCAGUCUGGGCUUGGUAUUGGCUACACCUCAAUGAUUGAGGUGGACCCUGAAUUCCCUGACGCGGACUGGCUUAGAAACAAGGUGAGAAGUAUGAAGAUGAAGCAGAGCGUACAUGUUCCCUUCCCUAUUGAUAUAUGGGAUAUUGACCUUGCCAUUCGUGGCCCUAACCGAACAUUAUUCACCAUCGCCGAUAUUGAGGACCAGGUGCGUAAUCCUGAGUCUGAAUCCGACUUCACCGGGAAGUUAAAUGUGAUUAUUGUUGAGAUGGGGUUGAUGGAGCAGUGGCGCAAACGUACUUUUUGCUGCUUUGAGUGCUGUGGCAUACCUGUCUACGCAAAUAAACCUGUCGCAAUUUGUAAAAACUGCGAUACACAGCGAAAUCUAUCGCCUAACCCACGCAUAAUUGGAUCGGUGAUCGAUGAAAGCGGCAUGAUUAUGGCUGGCAAGCUCGUGUGGCAUAAUGAUGCUUGGACUCAACUUUUCUUCGGGGACAAAUCGAGCGAGACGCUAAUUGCGAAUGACUCGGAAACUGACCUCGUGGAGCAAUCGUGGGAAGAUCUGACAAUUCUCAGCACCGCCGCACUUCGAGAUAUCGAGGAACGGCUGCUUUAUGCACGCAUCACUUUAACUUUCGGCUGGUCAUCUCAGCUUGAACGACUCUGUAUUAUGGGUGUCGAAUGGUAGUGGAUAUACAUUUAAAGCAUUUAAAGAUCAUUGCGAGAAGAUGCUUAAGCUAGAAGAAUGUGCCGAGUUGAACUACCUGAAAAACUCAGGGACGGGGAUGAUCCGGCUGACAGCUGACAUGGCAUCGGCAUGAGAGAAGAAUGUUAGGUAAAAGUAUAUUACUCGGUAGCUUUCUUCAUUUUCCCAUCGUUUGCUCUGGUUUCAAUUACACUUCCCUUAGAGGUGUAUAUAGGCAACAUAGAGGGGUUUCGGCUACCAUGGGUCUGAAAAAGCUUAAACUCAUUUUCCACGACGCCCACCCACAUGCUCUAAUUGUCGUUAACAUUAUGCCAUCAUAUUACAGUGGUAGUGGAAGGCGUUAGCAUAAAUCAUUAGGUCCUUCCAUCUUUAUUACAUGGGCAGUCAUUCCAACCCCUU
This is a messenger RNA of Daldinia caldariorum, 1944 nucleotides long. RefSeq lists its product as uncharacterized. NCBI's taxonomy places the organism in Eukaryota, Fungi, Ascomycota, Sordariomycetes, Xylariales, Hypoxylaceae. The transcript has 3 exons. Gene Ontology annotation, molecular function: single-stranded DNA 3'-5' DNA exonuclease activity; single-stranded DNA binding. Gene Ontology annotation, biological process: resolution of meiotic recombination intermediates. The record is from RefSeq and is a predicted model, not a curated record. Bases 1 to 1527 code for a protein of 508 amino acids.